AUGUUACGAAAAGCAUUACAAUUAGAUUUCAAGAUGAAUCAGCAUAAUAUUCGUCUUCUUGAUCUUCCUAAUGAAAUAUUAUUUCUCAUUUUGAAAAAACUUGACAAUAUUGAUGUUCUUUAUUCUUUACUGGGUAUCAACAAUCAACGACUUAACAUUAUAGCACAAGAACAAAACUUUACUAACAUUCUUAAUUUUGUUUCCAUAUCACAAUCAACUGAUGAGAUUUCUUCAAUUUCUGCCGCAAUAUUAAAUCGAUUUUGCAUUGAUAUAUUGCCAAGAAUUCAUAAAAAUGUUAAAUCACUCAGUAUUGAAUCCAUUUAUCUGGAAUAUAUUCUUGGUGCUGGUCAUUAUCCUAAUCUUACUGAACUUAAACUUUUUAAUUUCAACAAAGAAAUCUUUUUACGUUACUUCAUAGAAGAUUUUAAUGAUGUUCAUGCUUUACUUGAUGGUCGUCUCAAACAAUUAACUAGAUUCAUUGUUCAAGUUCAUCUUAUCGAAGAUCACAUAUCAACAUCUCACAAAAGGGUUGAUCUACCUAAUUUAAAAUGUUUCUCAUUAACAUCCUAUCAUAGUACUGUAGGAUUUAACACUGUAGUUGUACCUCUUCUUCGUCGAAUGUCAUAUCUCGAAGAAUUAACUUUAUAUAUUCGUAUAUGGAAUAGAUUAACAUUCAUCGCUGGCACUUAUCUUGAUAAUGAAAUUCUUAUUCAUAUGCCAAAACUUCAUACAUUCACAUUUUAUAUCGCUUCUAAAAAUGACAAUCCUGAUCCAGCUAUUCGUAUAUCUAAUGAUGAUAUUCAACGAACUUUCACAAAUAAAGAACAUCGACCGAUGACUUCUAUGGUAGAUUAUUUUGACCCUUACAAAAUGAUAUGUCGCAUUUUUUCACUUCCAUUUAAAUUUCAUCGUCUCGACGACAUUGGAAAUAAUAUUCCAAAUAUUGUAUUUAAUUCUGUUACUCAUUUGAAAUUAUGGGACAAAGAUGAAUUUAAACAUGAAUUUUUCAUUCGACUUGCUCGAGCUUUUCCAUUUCUUAAAAAUUUAUCAAUUUGGAAUAUUAAACCACCAUUUUUGGGAACUCCCAAAUAUCAUCUACGCUAUAAAGAUUGGUGCUCAAUUAUUGAAUAUCCUCAUCUUAUUUCACUUGACAUCGAAUGUGUAAAUACUUAUUAUGUCGAACAUUUUCUCAAUGAAGAAAAAGCACAUUUACCUCAUUUAACAGAAUUAAAGGUCUGUUAUGAUAGUUUGAAAUUUGUAACAAAAAAUUUUACAAGAGAUAAAACGCGACGUAAUUGUGCUAGAAUAAAACGAUUAAUUGUUGAAAAUCCAAUAACUUAUCCGAAAGAUGUUUAUCGCUAUUUUCCUUUAUUGGCAGUUUAA
Molecule: messenger RNA, 1383 nt
Organism: Rotaria sp. Silwood1
Lineage: Eukaryota; Metazoa; Rotifera; Eurotatoria; Philodinida; Philodinidae
Source: the annotation of a GenBank genome assembly